This is a messenger RNA of Strongyloides ratti, 1455 nucleotides long. RefSeq names its product Bifunctional coenzyme A synthase. Bases 1 to 1455 code for a protein of 484 amino acids. The record is from RefSeq and is a predicted model, not a curated record. Gene Ontology annotation, biological process: coenzyme A biosynthetic process. The transcript has 3 exons. Gene Ontology annotation, molecular function: ATP binding; dephospho-CoA kinase activity. NCBI's taxonomy places the organism in Eukaryota, Metazoa, Nematoda, Chromadorea, Rhabditida, Strongyloididae.
AUGCAAUUAAUGCCUCUAGAUAUGAAUCUUCUUACAAUAUUUAAAAAAAAAGAAAAAAACUUAUCAAUGGUAAAUAUUGGUUUAUUGUCAUUAACAUCACGCAAUGGAACAAGAUUAACAACUCUCUUGUCGGAGGUUAAAGAUCUCAUUAGAAAAAGAUUAUACAUACGUGUAGAAAAAUAUGAUAAUUUAAUUCAUGAAAUACCAUAUAUUUAUUUAGAAGCAACAAAAGUAUGCCCACAUCUUGAUGUACGUGUUUUGUUAGAUCCAAGAAAAGAAAUUAAUUAUCAGGUAUUUAUUGGAGAUAAUGAUGUUGAUGAAAAAAAUAUUGCCAUAAAAAAUUUUAAAGAAUAUAAAAAACCUUAUGAUGCUGUUGUUAUUGGUGGUACUUUUGAUAGACUUCAUAAUGGUCACAAAGUUCUUAUUAGUACUGCUAUUCUUCAUGCUUCAAAAUAUGUUGUAACAGGUGUAACAAGAGGUGACAUGAAUAAAAAAAAAAUAUUGUAUGAAUUAAUGGAAAGUUUUAAUGACAGAAAAAAGGGAGUUGAUGAAUUUAUAGAGGAUGUUAGUAUAGGAAUUGAAAGUAGAAGUGAAGGUAUAAUAGAUCCUUUUGGUCCCAGUAUUGUUGAUCCAAACUUACAACUUAUUGUUACCAGUGAAGAAACCAAAAAAGGUGGUGAUAUUGUUAAUUGUAAACGUAAAGAAAAAGGUCUUUCAACUCUUGAUACUUAUGUUAUUCCUUUAAUUGACCAAGCUGAUGAUAUUUUAAAAGAAGCUAAGUUAAGUUCUUCAGCUAAAAGAAGAUCUUUACUAGGAACUAUUUUAAAAGAACCUUCAUUGAAAAAUAUUCCUUCUUCUCCUUAUAUUAUUGGAAUUACUGGUGGUAUUGCUUCUGGAAAAUCAACAAUUGCUGAAUUUUUAAUGGCAAAUAAUAUUGAAGUAAUUGAUUGUGACAAAUUAGCUCAUAUUUUAUAUGAUGAAAGUGAAAAUCUUAAGAAAGGAAUUGCAAAAGAAUUUGGAGAUAAUGUUUUAAAUGAUAACAAAAUUGAUCGAAAAAUUCUUGGAUCAAUAGUUUUUAGUGAUAAAAAUAAGUUGAAAAAACUUAAUGAAAUUGUAUGGCCUAAAAUUGCCGAAAGAGCUAAAGAGAUUAUUAAAAAAAGUAAAUCUCCUAUCAUUGCAAUUGAUGGUGCUGUUCUACUUGAAGCAAAUUGGGAUAGUUUCUGUCAUCAAGUUUGGACAGUUUUUGUUCCAAGAGAAGAAGCUAUUCAAAGAGUUAUCAAAAGAAACGGUUUAUCAGAAGAUGAAGCAAUUAAAAGAAUAGACAGUCAAAUAGGAAUAGAAGAAAGAUUAUCUAAAAGUAAUGUUGCAUUAUGUUCUCUCUGGGAUAAAUCUGAAACUAGAAGACAAGUAUCAUUAGCUUUAGAGACAGUUAAAAAAUGCUACAUUGGGAAAUAA